Dictyostelium purpureum is the source of this 1059-nucleotide messenger RNA. RefSeq lists its product as uncharacterized. Gene Ontology annotation, molecular function: damaged DNA binding; 8-oxo-7,8-dihydroguanine DNA N-glycosylase activity. Gene Ontology annotation, cellular component: nucleus. Gene Ontology annotation, biological process: base-excision repair, AP site formation; nucleotide-excision repair; base-excision repair. Lineage: Eukaryota; Evosea; Eumycetozoa; Dictyosteliales; Dictyosteliaceae. The transcript has 2 exons. The record is from RefSeq and is a predicted model, not a curated record. Bases 1 to 1059 code for a protein of 352 amino acids.
AUGGACAAUAAAAAUAGUAGUAAUCAAGAAUGGGAGUGCUAUCAAUUAAAUAAUAAUGUAUUGGAUUUAAAAAAAACAUUAUUUUCAGGACAAUCAUUUAUAUGGAGUGAAGUAAAAGAAAAAGAUAUAAUAGAAUUUAAAAAUGAAUCAACAAGCGAAAAUUUAGUUUAUAUUGGUGUUAUAAAUAAAUAUAUAGUAUUAUUAAGAUAUAAAGAGUUUAGUAAUAAUAAUAUAAUAGAAUUUAAAUUUAAAAAUUCAAAUAAUUUAGUAAAUAAAGAAAUAGUGAAUCAGAGCGAACAAGACAGAUUAGAAAUAUUGAAAGAUUAUUUCAAUCUAAAGUAUGACAUCAAUGAACUUUUUAGUCAAUGGAGGGCCGAUUCAGUCAAGGAUUUAAAGCAACUACAUUCAUUAAAUAGUCAAUUUAGAGAAGCAAGUGAGAGUUUUAAAGGUCUGAGAUUAAUUAAACAAAAUCCAUUGGAUUGUUUAUUUAGUUUUAUUUGCUCCCAAAAUAAUAACAUUGGUCGAAUUAGUAAGAUGGUAAAAUCGUUAAUAACAACUUAUGGCACCAAAAUUUCAGAUUUCAAUGGCCAAUCUUAUUACCAGUUCCCAACAUUAGAGCAGCUAUCGGUAGCUAAAGAAAAAGACUUAAAUGACAUGGGUUUUGGCUAUCGUUCAAGAUAUAUCGUCGAGUCAUGCAAACAAGUAAUUGCAAAUGGUGGUGAGGAAUGGCUCAAUGGCUUAGUAUCCAAACCACAUACAGAGUCACAUAAAGAAUUAAUAUCUUUAAUGGGGAAACAUUUACCAAAUUUAAAAGGAACUCUUAGUCCAAAGAUGUACAAGCAUUUAAAUGAAUUUUGGGAAAAGAUAUUUGGUCCUCAAGCUGGAUGGGCCCAUACAAUUUUAUUUGCAAAUGAAAUUUCAGCAUUUAAAAAUGAAAAUAAAGAAUCAAAUAAAAAGAAAACGAAAAAAGAAAAAGAAGAAAUAAAGGAAGAAGAAGAGGAGGAAGUUAAAGCCGAAAAUAAAAAAGUUGUAAAUAAAAGACAAAAAAUAACAAAAUAG